Molecule: messenger RNA, 2022 nt
Organism: Volvox carteri f. nagariensis
Lineage: Eukaryota; Viridiplantae; Chlorophyta; Chlorophyceae; Chlamydomonadales; Volvocaceae
Gene: pgm1
Product: phosphoglycerate mutase
Exons: 8
Coding region: 87-2015 (642 amino acids)
Biological process (GO): glucose catabolic process
Cellular component (GO): cytoplasm
Molecular function (GO): manganese ion binding
Source: RefSeq, a predicted model, not a curated record
UGGGCUGAACCCUUCUAUAGCUAAAGCUGCCAAUAUCUCAGGAAAAGCUUUUGUUCUAUAGCUUUUAGGAAACUCGGCUCAGGACCAUGGGCAAAGGAAUGGGAGCAGUUCUUUCUAGGAAGAAGAAGGCGGACGACGCCGCAGCACCACCCGCCACGGGUGAAGCAGCAGAUUCUGCACCGGCUGCGCCUGCGCCCCCCGCUGCUGGCACUGAGCCCACUACUCCGGGCCUGCCUGCUCAGCCGGCUCCUUCCGGGGAGUGUGCGGCUGCACCGGAGCCGGUUGCCGAGCCUGCCCCGGAGGCAGUGGUGGCUAAGACAGAUGAUCCCGAACCGAAGAUGACGUUCGAUUACACGCUUAAGCCGCACCCAACCAUUCCGGCCCCCGAGGGGCCGCUGAUGGUAUGCAUUCUCGACGGGUUCGGGGAGAACGAAUUUAAGGACGGAUUCAAUGCAGUCCACGUUGCAAAUACGCCUACAAUUGACGCUUUGCGCGCCGUUCCGAAGCGGUUUCGCACAAUCAAGGCACACGGAACAGCCGUCGGCUUGCCCAGCGAUGCCGAUAUGGGCAACAGCGAGGUCGGGCACAAUGCUUUAGGCUCCGGUCAAGUUGUUGACCAGGGUGCUCGUCUUGUAGACAUCGCGCUUGAGUCCGGCAAAAUGUUUGAGGGCGACGGCUGGAAACUUAUCAGCCAGGCGUUUCCCACCAACACCGUGCACUUCAUCGGGCUUCUGUCGGACGGCGGAGUUCACUCUCGUGCUGACCAGCUUUUCGGCUGCCUUCGCGGCGCGGCCUCUCGCGGUGCCAAGCGCAUCCGUUGCCACAUCCUCACUGACGGCCGCGACGUGCCGGACGGCUCGUCGGUCAAGUACGUCGAGCAGCUGGAGGAGGUGCUUGCCGAGCUGCGUGGCAGUGGCUGUGACGCGAAAAUUGCCUCGGGCGGUGGCCGCAUGAAGGUCACCAUGGACCGCUACGAGGCUGACUGGAUGAUGGUGAAGCGCGGCUGGGAUGCGCACGUGCUGGGCAAGGCGCCGCACACGUUCACGGAUGCCAAGACCGCUGUCGUCACGCUUCGGGGCCCCGAGGACGCGAUCGUGUCGGACCAGUACCUGGACGCCUUCGUUAUUGUGGACGAGGCGGGUGCCCCGGUGGGCACCAUUGAGGAUGGCGACGCUGUGGUGCUCUUCAACUUCCGUGCCGAUCGCAUGGUGGAGAUGAGCAAGGCCUUCGAGUACGAGGAGUUCAAGGCGUUUGACCGGGAGCGCCAUCCCAAGGGUCUCCGCUUUGUCGGCAUGAUGCAGUACGACGGUGAUCUGAAGCUGCCGGCCAACUACCUGGUGCCGCCGCCGGAAAUCCUGCACGUGUCUGGGGAGUACCUGGUGAAGAACGGCAUCGCCACUUUUGCCUGCUCGGAGACGCAGAAGUUCGGACACGUGACGUUUUUCUGGAACGGCAACCGCUCGGGUUACCUGGAUGCCAAGCUCGAGCAGUAUCUCGAGAUUCCGUCGGAUAAAAUUGAGUUCAACAAGGCACCCGACAUGAAGGCGCGCGAGAUUACUGCGGCCAGCAAGGAGGCCAUCCUGUCCGGCAAGUACAAGGUCAUCCGCGUCAACUUCGCCAACCCAGAUAUGGUCGGUCACACAGGCGACUUGGCCGCGACCAUUCGCUCCGUGGAAACGGUGGAUGCGUGCGUGAAGGAGCUGCUGGAGAUCGUUGACCAGGUCAAUGGUCGCUGGAUCGUGACGUCCGACCAUGGCAACGCGGACGACAUGGUUCAGCGCGACAAGAAGGGAAAGCCACUCCUGGGCGAGGACGGCAAGCCGUUGCCACUCACCUCCCACACGCUGGCGGCGGUGCCGUUUUUCAUCGGUGGCAGGGGCCUUCCAGACGGCGUGGUGCUGCGUGACGAUGUGCCGGACGCUGGCCUGGCCAACGUGGCAGCAACUACGUUUAACCUGCUGGGCUAUGAUGCACCUGCAAUCUACAAGUCGACAAUGGUCGAGAUGGCGGCGUAAACGAGCA